UUUCCAUAAAUUCUUCACGCCCCAAACAAAACUUUUCGCUGGCCAUAAUUCUUCGUUUGAUUUGGCGCAAACUUCGAGCUCAGGCUUAUCAAAUGCCACAGAGCCCCGUUUUGCUUUUCAUUAAAAUCAGCUCCGACUGAAAGUUUGCCACAAAGCAAUUUGCUGGAAAAACACAAGACCGAAAAGCGUUGGAAAAACUUUAAACAACGAACGUGACCGAGGUGAAGUUUUCCCUUCUUAACAGCGUUUUUUCUCUGGCUUUUCGUACGGAAAAUAUAGUUUUUGGUCAAACUAGGUCAGCUGGUAGAGCUGGCAGAGCUGGAGAGCAAAAAAUAAGGAAGGGAGAAGGCGAAAGGACGUCAAACAUUUAAAAACAUAAAAGACAUGCCAGAAAUUGCAUGCUUCUUUAAGCAAGGACUUGACUUGAUUUCUUGAGUGCCUCGCCCACAACUCACUCAAGAGCGAGUGAAUCGAGGAAAUGAGUGAGUGGAACGAAAAUUUCCCCUGCCAUGGGAUUCUCAGCGACCCGAUGUAGGCAUUACACUCUGCCAGCGAGCAGUCAGUCAACUUAUAGCCGCUCCAGCGAACGGACGCACCGAAAACCGAGCUAUAGAAACUCUACGGCAAUUCCCAUACAAAACCCGAAAUCGAACCCAUGACUUAUAUAUAGAGCCCAACGAUUUGUUUACGUGUCGUGACGCGAGUGUGCCAGCAGUUGUGUGCGUGUGCCAGACGCAAACAGAAAGUAAAGUUGAAAAGUUAAAAAAUUGAAAUAAAUCAAAGGCAAUCACCAUGAUUAGCACCACGGAUUAUCCAUCGGUGGAAACCACCACAACUGCCGAAGAGCUGUAUGCGGAGUACAUAUCCGCGCCGGCCAGCAGCAUGAGUCCCGCUGCCAUUGCCGAGCACCUGCAGCAGAACCAGAUCACCUUCGAGAUACCCAGUGCCCACGAUCUGCGCCACAUCGACGCCCUCAACUCCUUCAACGCCCUGCUCCAGAGGAUCGGCAAUGCGGCGGUGUCCUACGAUCCCGCUCCGCCCAGCGUCUGGUCCCCGGAUGGCAGCAUCAGCACGGAGCAGCUGUCCAAGUCGGUGGUCCUGGAUCUGGCCGACUUGCGGGACAGGUCCGAGGAGUCGGGCGAGUCCUCGUGGUGGAGCCAGAUCUUCGGGGAUGCGGACAUGCAUGUGAUCAUCAACUAUCUGUGGAUCGGAGUGGUCAGCUCGCUGGUCAUUCUGUCGCUGGUCUUCAUCCUCUUCAGCUGCUACUUCUACAGGAAGUUCCGCACUUGGAAAAAAUGCAAUAAGGACAUACGUGCCCAGAUCCAUGCGGCCAGUGACUCGUACUCCUCGCACCUGGUUGGAUGCGACGCCAGCAGACUGCUGUUGCACCAGCAGAUGCAGCAUCCACACCAUCGGAGCAGCGAGGCUGGCUUCUACCAAAUCGAAUCGCCGCCCUGCUACACAAUCGCCACCGGAUUGCCCAGCUACGACGAGGCACUGCAUCAUCAGCCCCGGCACUUUGCCUACGGCAUGAAGUUCGUUUAUCCCUCGUUGGCGGCCGUGCAUCAUCAUCACCAUUGCAUUUCCAAUUGGGAGAAGCAGGAGCCGCUGAAUAAGCUGCAAAAGUGCAAGCUGUCAGCGGCAGUGGCAGUGGCAGUGGGAGUGGCAGCGGAGGAGGACAAAGCCGACUCCUCAUCGUCCACGUCUGCUUCUGCAUCUGCAUGCCCAUCCCCUUCGGAAUCCAGCAACUUGGCCACAGCAACGCCUGCCAUUUGCAUUAACAUGCCGAAUGGGCGGCAGGAUGAGGAGGUGGAUAAUUCAGAUUCCGAUUCCGCAGUUGCACUGGCAGCGGUGGCGGCAGCGGCACAAAGUUUACAGCCGGCGGCGCCUGCCGACGAUGAUUGCGCCUCAUUGGUCGUUGUUGUUGCCGCGUGAUUGCCCACCCAAGGGUCAGGGGUCAGGGGCUAAGGGGUCAGUCGAGGGUUUAGGGCCGGGAGUAGCAGCCCAAUUGCUUAGUCACUUGUAAAUAGUUGCAUCGUCUGCUAAUGUUGUUUGCCCCAUGUAAUAACAUAUAUCUCCGGGAAUGUACCCUCCUCCCUCCUUCCUCUAAGCAAAUUUAGUUUUCGUUUUUAGUUAUCUGUUAUAUAUUAUUGUAUUACGCAAGACUGAGUAUUAUUUAUUGUACUAUGUAUAAAACCGAAUUGUCUAUCGAUUAAGCCCUAAUAUCUAAGCGAGAGUUAAAGAAAAAAUAUAAAACUCGAAUGAACACAUUGCAAACUAAAUUGAAAUUUUCGUUUUCAUUUCCUUAUCAGUUUUUCAGUUCCCAAUGCCCAAUGCCAAAAAAAUCAUAUCCAAAGUUACGCGAUUUCCACUCCCAUUAUUGACCUUGCUGGCACUGCACGAAUCCUAAUCCCUCAGAUACCCGUACUUUGGGCAGAGCAAAUAUCAGAUGCC
Molecule: messenger RNA, 2454 nt
Organism: Drosophila teissieri
Lineage: Eukaryota; Metazoa; Arthropoda; Insecta; Diptera; Drosophilidae
Gene: comm
Product: protein commissureless 1
Exons: 2
Coding region: 793-1935 (380 amino acids)
Biological process (GO): axon guidance
Source: RefSeq, a predicted model, not a curated record